Molecule: messenger RNA, 1902 nt
Organism: Pelobates fuscus (common spadefoot toad)
Lineage: Eukaryota; Metazoa; Chordata; Amphibia; Anura; Pelobatidae
Product: oocyte zinc finger protein XlCOF7.1-like
Exons: 1
Coding region: 1-1902 (633 amino acids)
Source: RefSeq, a predicted model, not a curated record
AUGAAGAAAUCUUUUAAUAACCGCACCAAGGACUUUCACUCUGAAAAAUCAAGCAUUUUCUCAGAUUCCUAUAUUUUCUCAAAGGAGAUAGUAAACAUAAACCCCAAACCUUUCUCAUGUUCUGAAUGUGGAAAAUGUUUUGUCACUAAAGCAGAGCUUGUCCUUCAUCAGAGAACUCACACAGGAGAGAAACCUUUCUCAUGUUCUGAAUGUGGAAAAUGUUUUGUUAGUAAAUCACAGCUUGUCCUUCAUCAGAGAACUCACACAGGAGAGAAACCGUUCUCAUGUUCUGAAUGUGGAAAAUGUUUUGUUAGUAAAUCACAGCUUGUCUGUCAUCAGAGAACUCACACAGGAGAGAAACCUUUCUCAUGUUCUGAAUGUGGAAAAUGUUUUCGGAGACAUUCAACUCUUGUCAAUCAUCAGAGAACUCACACAGGAGAGAAACCGUUCUCAUGUUCUGAAUGUGGAAAAUGUUUUGUCACUAAAGCACGGCUUGUCAAUCAUCAGAGAACUCACACAGGAGAGAAACCGUUCUCAUGUUCUGAAUGUGGAAAAUGUUUUGUCACUAAAGCACGGCUUGUCAAUCAUCAGAGAACUCACACAGGAGAGAAACCGUUCUCAUGUUCUGAAUGUGGAAAAUGUUUUGUCACUAAAGCACGGCUUGUCAAUCAUCAGAGAACUCACACAGGAGAGAAACCGUUCUCAUGUUCUGAAUGUGGAAAAUGUUUUCUUAGUAAAGCAGUUCUUGUCCGUCAUCAGAGAACUCACACAGGAGAGAAACCGUUCUCAUGUUCUGAAUGUGGAAAAUGUUUUCUUAGUAAAGCAGAGCUUGUCCUUCAUCAGAGAACUCACACAGGAGAGACACCGUUCUCAUGUUCUGUAUGUGGAAAAUGUUUUGUUAGUAAAUCACAGCUUGUCCGUCAUCAGAGAACUCACACAGGAGAGAAACCUUUCUCAUGUUCUGAAUGUGGAAAAUGUUUUGUUAGUAAAUCACAGCUUGUCUGUCAUCAGAGAACUCACACAGGAGAGAAACCGUUCUCAUGUUCUGAAUGUGGAAAAUGUUUUCGGAGACAUUCAACUCUUGUCAAUCAUCAGAGAACUCACAUAAGAGAGAAACCGUUCUCAUGUUCUGUAUGUGGAAAAUGUUUUGUCACUAAAGCAGUUCUUGUUCUUCAUCAGAGAACUCACACAGGAGAGAAACCGUUCUCAUGUUCUGAAUGUGGAAAAUGUUUUGUUAGUAAAUCACAGCUUGUCCGUCAUCAGAGAACUCACACAGGAGAGAAACCGUUCUCAUGUUCUGUAUGUGGAAAAUGUUUUGUCACUAAAGCAGUUCUUGUUCUUCAUCAGAGCACUCACACAGGAGAGAAACCGUUUUCGUGUUCUGAAUGUGGAAAAUGUUUUGUCAUUAAAUCACGGUUUGCCAAUCAUCAGAAAACUCACACAGGAGAGAAACCGUUCUCAUGUUCUGAAUGUGGAAAAUGUUUUGUCACUAAAGCAGAGCUUGUCCGUCAUCAGAGAACUCACACAGGAGAGAAACCGUUCUCAUGUUCUGAAUGUGAAAAAUGUUUUGUUAGUAAAUCACAGCUUGUCCGUCAUCAGAGAACUCACACAGGAGAGAAACCUUUCUCAUGUUCUGAAUGUGGAAAAUGUUUUCGGCAACAUUCAAAUCUUGUCAGUCAUCAGAGAACUCACACAGGAGAGAAACCAUUCUCAUGUUCUGAAUGUGGAAAAUGUUUUAGGCACCAUUCAAAUCUUGUCAGUCAUCAGAGAACUCACACAGGAGAGAAACCAUUCUCAUGUUCUGAAUGUGGAAAAUGUUUUCGGCAACAUUCAACUCUUGUCAGUCAUCAGCGAGCUCACACAGGAGAGAAACCGUUCUCACGUUCUGAAUGGGGAAAAUGA